AUGUCCAGACAGGAAGAUUUGUCAGACAAUGAGCUAGACGCGUUUGACGCAAGCAGAGAAAAAGUCUUGCUUGAAGAAGCAGGUAACUAUUUGUCCCGGUCCCACAACUCCGGAGACGAAGAUUCGGACGAAGAAGUGAUGGGUCUUAAAUAUCAGAACCAACAGAGUGAAGAGGAAGAAGACGACGAAGAAGAAGAAGAAGACAGCCAAGAAGAAGGUGAAGAAGAAGAAGAUGACGCUGAAGAAGAGGGAGGUUGGGGAUCCAAAAAGAACUACUAUGGUGGUGAUGAUGUCAGUGACAAUGAGGAUGCUGAUGCAAUGGCAGAGGAAGCCCUCAGACAGCAGAAGAAGCACUUGCAGGAGCUUGAUAUGGAUGAUUUCGUUGAUGAGGAUAUGAUGGAUGACUGGAAGAAGACUGCUGAGGACUAUGAUAACGCUGACGACAAAAUCACCGGCCCAGUAGUCACUGAGGAAGCUGUAGACUUGGAUUCGUUAGACGAUGACGAGAAGGCCAAGUAUUUGGCUGGUUCAUUCCCAGAAUUUGUUCCUCUUCUAAAAGAAUUCAAGAAGUUGGCUCCCAAGUUGGAGGAAUUCAAGACAGUUCCUCAUAACCCGGUAAUUGAUGUUAAGAUCGUGGCAUUGACCGCAUACUUGAGUUCGAUUUCUUCAUACUUUGCAGUUUUCGUGGACAAGUUGCGUGGUCAGGACCAUUUUUCCAUGAAGGAGAGUCCAGUGAUGGAGUCCAUUCUCAGCUCCAGAGAGGUAUGGAGACAAGCUGGAGAAUUGAACUACAAUGCUGACGAAACUGACGACAUCGAAGUUGAUGACGGAGUUAAUGACGAGAUGGAAGCACAGUCUGAUGAUGAAGACUUGCAAGAGAGAUUGCAGACUGAUUCAGAGGAGGAAGAGGACGACGAAUCUGAAGAGGAGGAUGAAGAAGACGAAGACAAGGAAAUCAAGAUUGACUUAUCCACUAAACGUACAAUCAGAAAGGGUGGAAAGCCAGUCGUCACUGGAGAUUUUGCAGAAACAUCUGCGCCAGAUGGUGUGGACAAGGAAGAGAAAGAGCGCCGUAAGAAGACCUUGCGCUUCUACACAUCGAAGAUCGACCAAUCCGCAAACAAGGCAGCCAGAAACGAAAAGUUCACUGGUGACCUUGACUUGCCAUAUAGGGAAAGACUCUUUGAGAGACAGCAAAGGCUUAUUGAAGAAGCCAGAAAGAAGGGCUUGGGCUUGGAUAAGGCACAAUUGGGUGAGGAUUUGGAUAAUAACGACUUCAACUCAGAUGAUGAAAAGCUUGCUUCUCAGAUCAACGAGGAUGCAGAGGAUUACUAUGAGAAUAUUAAACAGGGCAAGAAGGACAAGAAGGAAGCACGUCGUGCAGCCCAUGAAGCAGCUAAGAAAGCAGCCAGGGAUGGCUCUUUGGCUGAGUUGCAAGAGCGUGUUGGUGAUGAUGGUAAAAGAGCACUUAACUUCCAAAUUCUCAAGAACAAGGGUCUUACACCAAACAGAAGAAACGACAACAGAAAUGCAAGAGUCAAGAAGAGAAAGAGAUACGAGCAGGCCAAGAAGAAGCUCAAGUCUGUCAGACAAGUUUACGACGACAAGAACAGAGGUCCAUACCUGGGAGAAAAGACCGGUAUCAAGAAGGGAUUGUCACGUUCGGUCAAGCUCAUUUGA
Messenger RNA from Sungouiella intermedia, 1680 nucleotides. The record is from the annotation of a GenBank genome assembly. NCBI's taxonomy places the organism in Eukaryota, Fungi, Ascomycota, Pichiomycetes, Serinales, Metschnikowiaceae.